GCCCGCCGACGAGGACGCGGACUUCCUGCGGGCCCUCGAGUUCUCCAGGCUGGAGGCGGAGCUCGCGGCCGCGGCCCCGCCGGGCGCGGAGGAGGAGGCGGACCCCGUCCUCGCAGCGGCGCUGCGGGCGUCCAGGCUGGAGGCAGAGCGCAGGGCCGCGGCGGAGAAGCGCGCCUUCUUGGACGCGGCGAAGUCCGGGAGCCUCGGCUCGAUGCGGAGUUUGCUGGAGAGGAGCCCGGCUUACCUCAACGCCAAGAUAGAUGGCCGCUGGUCUGUGCUGCAUCACUAUGCUCACGCUGGCAACAUGGCC
Prorocentrum cordatum is the source of this 310-nucleotide messenger RNA. The record is from the annotation of a GenBank genome assembly. NCBI's taxonomy places the organism in Eukaryota, Dinophyceae, Prorocentrales, Prorocentraceae.